Geodia barretti is the source of this 528-nucleotide messenger RNA. Lineage: Eukaryota; Metazoa; Porifera; Demospongiae; Tetractinellida; Geodiidae. The record is from the annotation of a GenBank genome assembly.
AUGUCAUCACAAAAAGAUAAUGUUUCCGUGAGCGUCAACGCCGUGCUUAACUUCAGAAUAACCGAAGCCGAUAAGGCGGUUAUCGAAGUCGAGGACUUCGGUUUUGCGAUUUCUCAAAUCGCGCAGACAACCCUCCGGAGUGUGCUCGGACGUGCGGAACUCGACGAUCUGCUCUCUGAACGCGAGAAACUGAAUCAGGACUUGGGGGCUAUCGUCAAAAAACAUUGUGAACCCUGGGGUAUUGAGGUACUGGCGAUGGAAAUCAAGGACGUAGAUCUCCCGGUUGAGAUGCAACGCGCGAUGGCGCAGCAAGCGGAGGCGGAACGCGAACGCCGCGCCAAAGUCAUACACGCCGAAGGUGAAUUUGAAUCCGCACAAGUCUUAACCGAUGCCGCUGAUAUCCUCAGCAAAACCCCGACAGCAGUGCAACUCCGAUUCCUGCAGGCGUUGGUGGAAGUUAGUGCAGAGAAAAACUCGACCAUCGUCUUCCCAAUCCCCAUGAUUGCUCAGUCGUCAUCGAAAAGAUAA